UAAAUUUCUAUGUGGCUCUCUUCUUCGGCAGCAACUCCGGAUAGCCCACCUCGUGAGACUGUACAGGGAAAUGAUGGCCCAAGCCAACCCGCAAAUUCUGCCUGCAUAGGGAAAUACUUCUCAUCAAGCGAAAACCUUGGAAGACGGCGCACCUACACACCCCAAAAAGCAUAGUUCAAGAUGGCCGAUAGUCAAUAUGCCAACACCAGUGACGUCAAAGUCAAGCCACGUGUCUUUCGAGUCCGGAAUCUCCCAGCACAUGUCGAUCGGCUUUCUGCUGUCGAGCUUCUUUGCCAGUCCAUUGACGGUGUGACAGCCCAAGACAUACGUUUAUCUUCGCUGGCCUAUGAUUCGUGGUCUCGGUUCGGAACCAAGACAGCUACAGCUACCAUCACUAUACACGUGGAGGUACCAGGCCUCGAUUCUAGGCUUGUAUGUGGUGAAUGCACUAUUUCAGUAACAGGGCUUUCAAAGCCUUUGAUUAUCGAUCACCACUUCCAAGGCAUAACGCCGCUGAAUCACGUGCCCGAAGGUGAACAUAAGUUUGAUUGUCUUGUCAUAUCAGGACUUGCUAGCCAUCCCUUUGGCUCGUGGCAGACCCACGGCCACGAUAAAUCGUUCAUGUGGAUCAGGGACGAGCUGCUGCAGAGGUUACCAGGCGUACGCUUCCUGGUUUAUGGAUACGAUACAACGCUUGGCGACAGCAAGUCGUUUCAACUGAUUCCAGACUUAGCCGUCUCACUGGUUGACACUGUGAAAUCAAUCGGCUGGUCCACACCUUCGGCGAAACCCGUACUCUUUCUCGCUCAUAGCCUGGGUGGCGUCGUUCUGAAGCAGGUGCUGGUGAUUCUUGCUGGGGGUGGGAGUGACGAGUGGUCAAUUCUGACGAAGACGAAGGGUGCUAUCUUCUUUGGUGUUCCAAGCCAAGGCAUGAGUAUCCCGGAUAUCUUCGAAAUGUUGGGAGAUCAGCCAAACAAGGCUCUCGUCAAAGACCUCUCUGACCAGUCAAACUUCCUUCCUAGACUGGAUGAGCAGUUUGGAAACAUAUCUUAUCUUCGGAGACUUCAAUUCUUCUGGGCCUACGAGACAAAGGUGACGCCAAUCGUAGAAAAGGACUUCGCUACCGGGAGAUUUUCCAGAACAGGCCCUGGAACGGUCAUGGUGUCGAGAGAGUCCGCAACCAGGCAUCUCUGUCGCUCGCAGCCGUCAUUGACCGUUCAGAUAGACGAGAACCACUCUGACAUGGUGAAGUUCGGUAUAGGGAGUAAAUAUAUUGGGAUAAUUGCGAGCAAAUUAGGGACUAUCUGCGCGAUGCCUGAACACACAACCGCGCAGUUUCCGUCGGAACCGAGUCGGAAGCUCGAUGAAAAUGCUCUUGCGGGUCCUACAGCGACGUCGAAACGAAUGCAGAAUCCACCAGGCAAACUUCAAUCCGAGAGAAAACCAAUUUCACAACCAGAAUCGAAGAUACCGGGAUUUUGGUCUCAUAAUGACAUCGUGAUGUCAUUUAAGGCCCCGGAACGAGAUCGUCGGCUGGAGCAGAUCAACCAGAAGGUAGGAGACACGUUCAACUGGGCUUACGACGAUUCAUCCACCGGCCUCAGCCAAUGGCUUCGAGCAGGAACUGGCAUAUUCUGGAUCCACGGAAAGCCAGGGAGUGGCAAGAGUACCCUGAUGAAGUAUCUUUUCCAGGAUCCGCGCACAGAAGAACUUCUCCGAGCUGGCAGCUGGCAGUCAAGGGCACAUUUGACAACAGCGAGCUUUUUCUUUCACCACCGAGGAACUGACAUACAGAAGUCCUUCGAGGGUCUUCUGAGAAGCCUAUUGAGUCAAAUCUUGGAACAGCAUGAAUCUCUCUCGCCACUCCUGCAUUCGAUUCUCGAGGAUCAGUAUCGAUCUUUAAUUGCCUCUGAGGGCCUUGCCAGCUUCGAGGAGGACGUUUGGGACCUUUUGGGUCGCUUUGGAGUUUCUAUUUCUUCCGAAGUCAUCCAAAUGGUUGAAGAAGUUGUUGUUGUGCAAGUGAGAAUGACCGAGAAUCGACGACUCGGGGCACACCUGAUGUCCAGGUUCAGAGACAUCGGGGUCAACAUGGAUUCAACUUUUGAGGGCCAACCUUUGGAAGACUAUGAGAUAAUGUCGAGGGCCGCUACCAGUCCAGGACAAUACCAGCGUCAAGUGGCAAAAUCUCAGUCAUCUGACCCAGAGAGUUGGGAAGCGGCGCUGGGAAACACUUUGAAGCGCCAUUAUCGACGACAAACACUAAAGGCUGAGAUGUUGUGCUCCAGAGCCAGCCUAGAGGAGUGUUUUCGUCGAUUAAUCGGGCAAUCUUUAUUCAAGAUGGACCUCUUCCUCUUUUUGGAUGCUUUGGAUGAGUACGGUGGGAGGCCCGAGUUCAUCGCUUCGUUCCUGCAAGAUAUUGUCCAACAGACAGCCGAACCCGGCAAGCCAUCAUUGACCAGUGUACGAAUAAUUUUCUCCAGUCGGCCUUGGAAAGUAAUUCACGACGAGUUUGCGGCAUGCCCAGGAUUUCAAAUUCACGACUACACUGGGAACGACAUCUUCGAGUUUUGUGUUGCGAAUAUUCCUCCCGAACACACCGCAAAGUCCUUAUUAGCCCCCUUCGCGACGGAAAUUGUUCGCAGGGCCCGCGGCGUGUUUCUUUGGGUCGAGCUGGUUAUGCGGGACCUCACUAAGAUAGUGCUACGCGGACAUCAGCUGCAAGGUCCCGAAGAAUUGGGAUUGGAGUUACGCAAGACCCUAGACUCAAUUCCGGAUGAGCUGGAUGACUACUAUCACCUUAUCCUGCAGCGUAUCCCGCUUGGUAACCGUUGGGACAGCUACGUUGUCCUGGAGACGAUUUGCCGUUCUGCCCAAGAGGUAGAAACUGGGACAAUGCUCGAAAUUCUGAAGUGUUCGUCCGCCAAAUCAUUCGCAGACGCGAAGCACAAACUCAGCCAGAUCUCACACAUGGCUUCGGACGGCUCAAGGCUGAAACGGGGCAAGCUUUCCAUUGAAACCGUGUCGGGCGGCCUCGUGGAAAUCGGUGGUCAUUCCAGCAGAGGGGAGCCCACAUGGCAGUUCAUGCACCAAACCGUAAAACAGUUUGUCGAAGGUCCCCAGUUGAAACUUCGGCUUCUCGGAAACACUAUCGGCGCGUUUUCCACUGAGAAUGGGCAUUACUUCAUCGCGAAGCAUCGUUUUGUCCACGGUGAUUUCGACGAACGUUUCUUCCGUCAUGCAAGAAAGGCAGAGGUCACCACGGGCUACAGUCAGUACGACUUUUUCAGUACAGCACCAUCAGACCACUACUCUACUGCCAUGGUCGGAAUGGGCGAAGCAGGCCAAGAAAUCCCUGGUUUCCAGCAAAAAGCUCUCGUCAGGUCCUUGAAGUCGGGUGGAGCAGCUGCGUAUUACCAGGGCUCGCCUGUGGAGCGAGAUCUUUACCAUCCGUCAUCCAUGAUCGAGCUGGCAGUUCUUGCUGGCCUGCAACUCUGCAUCCGCGAUUCUUGCGAGGCAAAUCCAUCGUGCAUUCGAGACAGUUCAGUCAACCUCCUAGAGAUCUGGAAUGAAGCGGCGAUAGCAAGUAAGCGUCGAGCUGACAUUGAAAGGAACAUCAACAUAGCGGAGCUCUUGGUGGCGAAAGGCCUUUCCAUCAGUUUGGAGGCAGAUCUGCUUCGUCAGGCUAGACCGAAGUUGAUUCUAGCGCUACUUGCCCGAGGCUUCCUUCCCACCAACCUAGACACUGAUGGGGAGACGCCCUUGGACUUUGUUUUAAGGUCGGAAGAUCCGCGGCUGGAUUUGGAGGAAAAGUAUGACAUCGUAUCCCAACUGGUCUGCAAAGGCGGUCUAUUACGGUCAACACCACGAUGGCUAUGGGCGGACUUCGAAACCAUGUGUGCAUCUGAACAUCUUGAUACGACACUCUUUCGGCAGGCUGGGUUCCCACUCUGGUAUUCAGACACAGAACCCGCAAGCGAGAACAAAUACUUGCGAUCUCAUUUGUCUCGAUCAGACACAGAACCCGCAAGCAAGAACAAAUACUUGCGAUCUCAUUUGUCUCGAUUUUUACCAUCGUGGAAGAAGAAGACCACACAUGCAUAACACAGAUAGACCCAAAGCGUACGUAUUCUUAGUAACUAGUGGCAAAACUAUCCGGAGAUUACCAAGA
Diaporthe batatas is the source of this 4168-nucleotide messenger RNA. RefSeq lists its product as uncharacterized. The coding region runs from base 181 to 4101 and encodes 1306 amino acids. Lineage: Eukaryota; Fungi; Ascomycota; Sordariomycetes; Diaporthales; Diaporthaceae. The transcript has 3 exons. The record is from RefSeq and is a predicted model, not a curated record.